AUGGUGUGGAACGCGUCCCCUAUGAGCCAACCCUUUGACCGCAUCUGCCAUUACUUCGGUGUCAAAGUGGCGCUCUACUUCUUGUAUUUGGGGCACUACACCAAACGGCUCUUACUUCCGACAUUGGUAGGCAUCGUCACGGGCAUCGUGAGGUAUUCCGUGCCACAAAACGACUACAACACCGUGUUCGCCUACAUCUCGCUACCUUUUGGAGCUUUUAUGACUAUUGGGAUGACCAUUUAUCUCGAGAAUUGGAAGCGACUUAACUCGCGAGAGACGCUUCGUUGGGGCACUGUACACUUUUCGGAAACGGUGAAUCUCCGCCCGCAAUUUUACGGCGAGCGUAUUCCCUCGCCCAUAAAUGGCAAGUCAACACGGUACUUUUCCCCUCGUGAAAAGCUUAAACGAGUAGCUUAUAGCUGGGUUGUCAUCUCGUUCCUUAUCCUGAUCGUGUUUGUUAUCGUGUCCUCGAUUUUCGUGCUGACAUACGACCUUACGAAGAAAGACGACUCGGACAAGCUUGUGUUGGAUGACUACAAGUACGGCUCAAUUGUGUCGUCCCUUGCAAACGUUGUUCAGAUCACCAUCAUGACCAAGAUCUACAAUUACGUAUCAAUUAUGCUUGUAAACCAGGAAAACCAUCGCACGGAUAUGGAGUACGAAAACAGUCUCAUCGUCAAGACUGUGAUUUUCCAAUUCGUUUACAACUACGCGGGUCUAUUCUAUGUGGCGUUCCUGAAGGAAGGAUUUGAAGGCUGCGAUGUAAGUUGCAUGCAUGAACUCGAGUACAUGCUCGCUAUCGUGUUCUGCUCUCGGCUGUUUGUGGGCAACAUCACCGAGGUUGCCAUCCCGCGUUUGUUUGUGUACUUAAGCAAGUACCAGCUGCUGGGCCACUUGGAUGAGUACAAGCAGUCCGAUGCCGAACGCAAGCUCUUCAUGGCGCAAUACGAUUGGCAUGGCACCUUCGACGACUAUACUGAGAUGGCGCUUCAAUUCGGCUUCACAACUAUGUUCGUUGUGGCCUUCCCGCUUGCGCCUUUGCUCUCGUAUGUGAACAACUACUUUGAGAUCCGCUUGGACGCCUACCGUCUCCUUUUUGAGUCGCGGCGUCCUCGACCGCGUAACGUGCGUAACAUGGGAUACUGGUACCUGGUGCUGCAAGCUUUUGCAGCCAUCUCCGUAUGCACCAACGGUGCCGUUGUCAUCUUUACAGGUGAUUUCUUCAAUUACCUGGAGACUUCCACCCGGGUGUGGAUGUUCUCGAUAUUUAUCGGUGGCAUGUUCUUGUUCAAGUACUCUCUCGAGGUCUGCAUUGAUGACGUGCCGGAAGAUGUGACGGUGCAGAAAUACCGUCAGGAGUUCCUCAUCAGCAAAUGUCUAUACCACGUGCCCGAUGACGAUGUCAAUUGUCCGAUUGGUAACGACAACGAUGACCAAGAGAACAUGAUCAUCAUUGACGACGAAGACUCUUCGUGA
Molecule: messenger RNA, 1476 nt
Organism: Peronospora farinosa
Lineage: Eukaryota; Oomycota; Peronosporomycetes; Peronosporales; Peronosporaceae
Source: the annotation of a GenBank genome assembly